AUGAAGAGGUAUUAUACAGGAAAGAAGGUAGAUGAUAUUGACAGUGAUAGCAGUGAAGAAGGGACGGAUAGUGACUUGCAGGAAGAACCACCUUUAACGGUUGAAGGGUCCUUAAGGGAGGUUCCAAAAGAUAAUAUCUUGUCACUGCAUAGUGACCUUGAUGAGAGAACCCAAGAACGAAACACAGAUAAGAAAACGAUCAACUCCACAGAGCACAAGAAUGAUGACGUUUUGAAAAUGGAGUCAAACCAUGAUUAUGAGUCGGUGCAAAAGACUGAAGACCAAACCCCUCCGUCGUCCAAUGCGGAGUACCUGACUUCCACUGCUAAGGAAACAACUUUAAAAGUUAAUGAUUUCUCCGAACAAGUUCCUAAUGCUUCACUGGUUGAGUCAUCGGAAGAAUCCUUGGACGAAUCUGUCGAAGAAUCAUCAGAAGAUUCUUCGGAUUCCAGUUCCACGGGCCAAGUGCUGAAGCCAGUCUUUGUAAAAAGAUCGAAAAAUGUCAAGCCCGAUUCUGAACUUGAUCCUGACAAGGAGAAGAACAUAAUCUUGAACAAUCUUCAACACUAUGCUGACAAAGCCAGGGAGACCAGAAUAAUCCCUACCCAAAAAGACUACCUCAUAAUUGAUGACACAGACGACAUAGACCCGGAAAAGGAAAAGCUUGACUGGAAGAUACGGGAACUUCACAGACUCAAGCGAGAUAGAGAUAUUCUAGUGGCCAAAGACCAGGAAUAUGAAGAGAUGCAAGCCCGAAGAUCUCUCCAAGAUUUGACCUAG
Messenger RNA from Komagataella phaffii GS115, 780 nucleotides. RefSeq lists its product as hypothetical. Lineage: Eukaryota; Fungi; Ascomycota; Pichiomycetes; Pichiales; Pichiaceae. Gene Ontology annotation, biological process: mRNA splicing, via spliceosome. The record is from RefSeq and is a predicted model, not a curated record. The coding region runs from base 1 to 780 and encodes 259 amino acids. Gene Ontology annotation, molecular function: RNA binding. Gene Ontology annotation, cellular component: U2-type spliceosomal complex. The transcript has a single exon.